AUGUUUUUUUCAUUUAGUGCGAUGGAAGAACUUCACCAACAACAUCGCAAGGAGAAGAAAGCACUCCAAGCAAAAAUCACUGCUCUUAAAAAAAGCGUUCCAAAGGGAGAUCGCAAUCGUCGAAAUCAGGUUACUCAAGAAAUCGCUGUACUGGAAAAAGAGUUAGCAGAUCGCCAUGAAAAAGAAGCUCAAGAAUUAAUUUCUUCUAUUCAAAGCUGCAAUAUUUCAAAUUCAGGAAUAGAUGAACAUUCCACUUCUGCAAUUACUGACAAUGAAUCUGUUCCCCGGUUAUCGAAAGCCGCAAAACGGCGUGAAAAGGCUGCUACAAAGGCUCUCCUCUUAACACAAUCCGUUGAAAAAACUCUUAUCAAAGAAGGCAACUCAAUAUCUUCUAAGGAGUACACUGAACUCGAAAAAAUUCUCUCCGAGCGUGGAUUGACUUUGCAUAGGGUUCCCUCCGAUGGAGACUGUUUAUUCGCCUCCAUCGCCCACCAAAUCGAGGUUCACGGAUUGGUGGAGCGUUUCAAGAAAGCAUGCAGUGAAUUCAACGUCAGAUUCCCUGAUCCACCAGAUGUGAAAUCAAUUGUACGGUGUCUGCGAUUAGUUGCCACAGCCGUCAUACGAAGCAACGCCAACGAUUUCCUACCCUUUAUCUGCGCAGAAUCUGAUAUUGAUAGCGGUUCUACGGAAGAAACACUUGACCUCUACUGUAAAAAAAUGGAGAUAGCAGGGACUUGGGGUGAUCAGCUCGAGAUUCAAGCUCUCUCCACGGCUCUUGAGCAACCGAUUGAAGUGAUCCAGACUACGGGUUCACCAAUUUUGAUAGGCGAAUUGUUCACGCAUUCGCCUCCUCUAGUUAUAACGUAA
Molecule: messenger RNA, 867 nt
Organism: Rodentolepis nana
Lineage: Eukaryota; Metazoa; Platyhelminthes; Cestoda; Cyclophyllidea; Hymenolepididae
Source: the annotation of a GenBank genome assembly